Messenger RNA from Colletotrichum godetiae, 987 nucleotides. Its product is annotated as heterokaryon incompatibility protein-domain-containing protein. The record is from RefSeq and is a predicted model, not a curated record. NCBI's taxonomy places the organism in Eukaryota, Fungi, Ascomycota, Sordariomycetes, Glomerellales, Glomerellaceae. Bases 1 to 987 code for a protein of 328 amino acids. The transcript is spliced from 2 exons.
AUGCACCUCAUCAACGUUCAUACCCGGUCGCUGGAGGAAUUCCAUGAGAACCCGCCGGAGUAUGCUAUCUUAUCCCAUACAUGGGGCCCGGAAGAAGAGGAGAUUACUUUCCGCGAGAUGAAAGGAGGUGACUUAAAUAAGCCAGGAAUCGGAACGACCAAACUUGAAGGCUGCCUGCAACAAGCCAAGACCGAUAAAGUCGAUUAUGUGUGGAUCGACACUUGCUGUAUCGACCAGAGCAGCUCUCAUGAAUUGAGCUUUGCGAUCAGGUCGAUGUUCCAGUGGUACCAGCUUGCCAAGAAAUGUUACACCUAUCUCCAAGAUGUGCCCUCGAAGGCGAACUCCAGAUGGAAAUCGAAGUUUCGAAAAAGUCGUUGGUUCACGAGAGGGUGGACCUUACAAGAACUCCUAGCCCCAAAAGAGCUCAAUUUUUACAGCCACGACUGGCAAGCUCUAGGUACAAAGCAGGAACUGUCGGACGUUGUUUGGGAUAUCACAGGUAUUCCGGCACAAUUCUUGCGGGGUGAUUCUGGUCUAGAGGAAGCAAGUGUGGCACAACGCAUGUCUUGGGCUUCAAAUCGAAAGACGAAGAGGGUAGAAGACAUUGCGUACUCCCUUCUGGGUAUCUUCGGUGUUUCAAUGGUGCUGAUGUAUGGGGAGGGCGAUCACGCUUUCAUACGGCUUCAAGAAAGUAUAAUCGACAAAACCCCAGACGACUCAAUCUUGGCAUGGGGCUUUAAGGUACGGAGCUCUAGGAAUAUGCUACGGCAUAAGGUCGGAGGCAUCCUAGCUCCUUCCAUUACGGCGUUUGCAGGCUGCGGAAAGAUCACGUGGAAGAAUAUCGGCCAUGCAACAAUGGAUGUUAAGCUCCUGCGUGGAAAAUUCAAGUUGCAACUACCACUUCAGUCUACUAAAUCGAAGGGGACAUACGGCAUUCUCAGAACACAGCUCAAUAAUCCUGUUGUCGUUGACCGACGAUGCGUCUAA